AUGGUGUCAUCGGCUAGAAACGGCACCAAACUUGCUGAUAACAUCAGAGUCCGAGUUCUCAUGACUACUGCCACCAUGCUUGACUCCAAUGGUCUUGCCCCUGUCGACGUGAACGACAAUGCCAGCAUCUCCGACCACCUCGUCCUGUUUGGGAACGGGGACAGCGUGUGCCGUGAUCGUCAAAGGAACGGGAUCGACAAGAGCGUAACGCAAUUUUACAUCGAGGUGGAGUGGCCGUUAGAGAACUGCUUGAGCCUGAGUUCUAGCGACAUUCCUAGAGCUUAUUGGGUCAUCGCAGACCUUGAGCAAUUUUCGAUUCGGGUGUGA
Penicillium coprophilum is the source of this 327-nucleotide messenger RNA. RefSeq lists its product as uncharacterized. The coding region runs from base 1 to 327 and encodes 108 amino acids. Lineage: Eukaryota; Fungi; Ascomycota; Eurotiomycetes; Eurotiales; Aspergillaceae. The record is from RefSeq and is a predicted model, not a curated record. The transcript is spliced from 2 exons.